AUGAUGGUGGCGAGGGACGGUGCCGGGGAGGAGAUGGAAAGAGAUUUCGAGGCCAAGCUGCAGCUGCACCAGACGCCGCAGGAGCAUCAGGAGAAUAGCAACGGUGCCGGCAGCGGGACCGGGGGGGGAGCGGCGGUGCAGAGGACGAACAGCAUUUCGUUCAGGGCGCCGCAGGAGCAGUUCACCGUCCAGGAUUUCGAGCUUGGAAAGAUCUAUGGUGUCGGUUCGUACUCGAAGGUGCGCCGGAUCUCCGUCUCUCCGCCAUCGAUAUUUUGUCCACGGGUCGGGGAUUUCUUCUACUGCUCUUCGCCGCGUUCGUGUUUUCCCAAUCUGUUAAAGCCAUUUUAAUCGAGGAAAGGGAAACGUGGGACCGAGACUUCAGACUGCAUCGUGCUUGACAGGGAAUGUCGAAAAGCGAUAAAAAUGUGCUGGCUCCGAGAGUAAUUCUUGAUCACUCGCGACGGCAAGAAGUUGAAAAUGGAGAUUAGCCCCCCACUUCUCGAAAUAAUUCCAGGUGCAUGCUCCGAGUUUCACGAGGAAGUCGCUCAUAUUUAACACUUGAAAACUUGGGUUAUUCGUUUGGACGUGCUUCUUACGAAGAAUCUUUGUAAGUUUCAAGUGUCAUUCGCGGCAGUUCUGUGGAAACUAAUGUCAUCUCCAGUAUCUGUUACCUAGUUAGAGGUUUGCCAUAAUCAUAAAUCUCUAAGGCUUACCUCUUCUGUCUGACAUACAUUUUAAGGAGUUUGCACAAUGAAUUAGAGGGAAAUAUACUCCUUAGCAAUCAAAAUAUUGUGGAAAUAUAGAAAAAAUGGAUAUCACGUAAAGCUCUGGAAACUGACAGUUCACUCACUUGCAUUCAUUUCUACCGUUCAACACAUACGAAUACAGAAACAGAUGUCUGUAGGAUGUUAGACUUCAAAUCCGUAUCCAGUAUCCAACCAUUGUGGAUGACAGCUGGACGUGUGUUCAGGCAUUGAUUGAACAUAAGGUAAUCGAAUAAAAGAAGGUCAGCAUGGAAACUGAAUUGAUUAAGAGAGCGUGUUUGAGGUCUAAAAGUGCGGGAAUCAUCGAAUCUUUUUCAUUAGAUUUUGCUGACAUUCCCGCAUGUUUUUUUUUAGUUUAAUGAUCACAAUCCUGGGAGAAAGCUUUGAAUAGGGAAAUCAAAUUGCUUCAUAGACCAUCUUACAUCUUAGUUCAAAUGUGAAGUUACUGAACAAUAUAGGUAGGUGGAUUUUUUUUCCAGCUGAUGAUCCAGUGUAGUUCAAUCUCCAGCAUUUGUGAGAACUUGGUAAGAAGAGAGCUUAUGUUUCAAUAAGAAGCUUUUUUUUCUGCUUUUUAACCAAGUUAAGCAUUUCAGAUUAAUAAAAUCUUGGGUCCCAUAGUUUAUGGAAGUUUUCCUGUUUGAAAGUAAUUGAAUGGACGACAGAUGUAUCGUCUGAAGCAUUCUUUUAUUUCAUUUUUCAAGCACCCAUUUAAACAAACUGUAGAAAAAUAUGCAACUUCACCACAUUAAUCAGGUCUGCCCGUCCUAUAAUUUGAAUAUCUUAAAACACUGUCUAGAAAUACUUCAAACAAAAAUAAAUGAUUUUCAUCAUGGCAGAUAUUGAAUUUGCGUUAAAGGAAUGACGGGGGGUGAUGAGCAAAGCUCUCAUGAUGCAUCGGUUGGACUGAAUUUUGAUCGUAUGUUCGUUGCUUCAUGUCUAUUCUACCGUAUUGGCUGGCCUAUCGCAAUACUUUGAUCUUUUCUUCAACUCUAAUUGCCAUUGUUUUCUAUCAGGUUGUGAGAGCAAAGAAGAAAGACACGGGAAAGGUAUAUGCUUUGAAGAUCAUGGACAAAAAAUUCAUAACCAAAGAAAAUAAGAUAGCAUAUGUCAAGUUGGAGCGCAUUGUGCUUGAUCAACUAGACCAUCCUGGUGUUAUUCGCCUGUUUUUCACCUUUCAAGAUACCUAUUCUCUUUGUAAGUGUCUCAUGUUCUGCUGUCAAUAUCUCCUUAACCCAAAAUUUCAAAUGAUAACUUUCUGCUCAUUGACCCAUCCACAGAAGUGAAUAUUGAUAUGUCCUUUGGCAGUUUUCAAUAGUUACCCAAGGCAGGUUGAUAAUCUGCCAUGAUCAUAUUUGUCAUAUUUUGUAGAUAUGGCACUGGAAUCCUGUGACGGAGGAGAGUUGUUUGAUCAAAUCACAAGGGUAAAACGUCAGUUGUAGUUUUUUUACAUGAUAUGAUAUUUCGAUUUUAUUUUUAUUUUUACUCACUCUUCUGGAUGCAGAAAGGUCGCUUGUCAGAGGACGAAACUCGCUUCUAUGCCGCAGAGGUUGUUGAUGCUCUUGAAUACAUACAUGGUGUAGGGUUAAUACAUCGAGAUAUUAAGGUAUUUACUGGGAAGUGAUGUGAUGAUUUUUUUUUUAUAUACCAGAAUGACACAAAGCUGAUAAUCUUGAAUAUGUCAGCCAGAGAACUUGCUACUUACUUCAGAUGGACAUAUAAAAAUUGCUGACUUUGGUGCCGUAAAACCAACAAAGAACAGCCAAAUCACUGUCCUCCCCAACGCGGCUAGUAAGAUUAUUUUGCUCUUCUGAGUAUAUUUCUAUUUGCAAUGGUCGAAUGGUGGCUUUAUAGUUUCUUAAGGUUAAUAAUUUCAGAUGAAAAAGCAUGCACUUUUGUGGGAACUGCUGCCUAUAUUCCUCCUGAAGUUCUCAAUUCUUCUCCGGCAACCUUUGGGUAAGGCAUUGCUUGAUGGAAGUUUGCAUUUGAGGUGCUUGUCGAAUUCCAAAGACGUGGUAUUUGAUAAUGUAUUUUUAUGUUCAUACCUUGGUUGGAAUGAGUUCAACUGCUUUCUAAGCCUGAUGUUUUUUGUGAUAGCUGUAGUAUACGUCCAAAAGAUUCUGUAUCUAUGGAAAUUACAUACAUAAAUAUCUCAUGUCCCAUUAUUUCUAGAAUCACCCACCCUUAAGUGGAACCUUGCGUUAUGCUAACAAUUUCUCUACAUGGUACUGGCCGAUUAAACAAAAAAUCCAAUGAUAUUAUGCAUCAAUAUCAAUUUUCUGAGAGUGUCUCUGUUCCAAUGAUAUUUUUUAGAUUCAUGUAGCAUCGAAGUUUGAACUUUAAAAGAAAAUUAAUUAGGUUGCAAUUGACCAUAGACAAAGGCACCAUGAACUUUAAAACCUCGUAUGUGCCUUGCUUAUCAGAUUGUGAGGUAACAAACGGACAGCAGGCUCUACUUUAAUGCCAUUCGCUGCCUACUAAUGAAACCUACGUUCUUGUGCUAGCUUGCUGGAAGAGAAGCUUAAAGAUCUUGAGGUCAACCCUUAUAGCAACCCUUAAUUAAGUUCAGUCAUAAAGAUUCAUCUUCAAUGAAUCAUGGAGAAUCCCCGAGAAAUUUGUGCAUGCUAUUCGCCCAGUCCUGUAGAGAACAUCAAUGGAAAUUGAAUGACUACUCUGAUGGAAAACGUUUAUAUUCUGCACAGGCAUUUGACUAUAAUUCGAUAAGAAGCAUAAAUGGUAACUCAUAUUGGAAAGUUUAGUAUUCCACCUUUCUCUCUAAUAAAAUGUGUGGUGACUCCAUUUAUAUCUGAAGUACAUUUUUUUGCUUUAUUUUGAUCUUUCGCUUAUGUAAAAGAUAUGUUUGAUACUCUUUGGAGUUAUUCUGAUAAGGGUUACUCUUCUGGUGGAAAUUAUAUAAAAAAAGAGAAUGUGGAAGAAUUACGAACCUAAAGCGUGUAUGACCGGAUUGGAUGCAUCAACUCCAUGUCAUUCUUGAUAACAUACAAUGUCCCUUCCAAAACCUUCAUAGUCAUCACAACUGUUAGAGCUGGACGAGGAGAAGUUAGGUCAAAUCCAUGUGAUCCGAAACAUGAGUGCUUUCUAUCUCGAGGAAAAGCUGAUUAUAUUUCAUAACAAAACUGACAGAUGACGGAAAUUCUGUAAGAGCCAAUUAGUUCAUCUGACAUAAUUUUCGUAAUCUAGUAUGUAAGAAAUAAAAUUCUAAGAUGCUAACACCUCUUCUGCAUGGAUCUGGAAUUGCAACCGUUAUCAAGCUCGAAUUGAUAAAAUGAGAAGCUGACGAUGAUCGAUAAGAUGAGUGGGGAAGAUGAUGAUGGUUCAGAGGAGAUUGAGGGAGGGAUUUCUAGGUCAAAGUAGACGUGUUAACCACAAAGCAGCGGAAGAGCAAUAUCCAGGGAAUAGCAGUACCACCACAGUGAGUGGUGGUGCAGAGGAUGAAUAGCAUCAUGCCAAAAUUUCAUUGUAGGAUAAUGUUCAUAUUCUGAACUUCUUUGUCUCUUUCCCUUUCCCUGUGAAUGUAAUCUUAUUCCGAACUUGCUUUCUACAGAAAAGGAAAGAAUGAAGAUUUUUUUUUUUUUUUUUUUUGAAGAUAAUGAUUCAGUGUAAAGCUCAUGAUCAGAUUGAACACAUGCUCUUCAAAGUAAGUAAAUGUGCUUGUAACUUUGAAAAGUAAUCAUGCUCAUCCCGUCCUUUUACCAGCUUUAAAUUACUGAUCGUUCUCAUAUUUUAUGAGCUUUUAUUGGAUCAUGCAGCCUUCUUACUGAUCUCUCUCUCUCUCUCUCUCUCUCUCUGACUGAAAUAAGAGAAUAUUUUUCAUCACAAUUUAUCGAAAAAUGCUGCUAAUUUUCCAUCUGAUUCAAGUUUUUUUUUUGCAUAUUCACCUAAUUUUCCUUUAUUUAACAAAACAGAAAUGAUCUCUGGGCACUUGGAUGCACCAUAUAUCAGAUGCUAACUGGAACAUCUCCUUUCAAAGAUGCAAGUGAAUGGCUAAUCUUUCAGCGAAUUAUGACUAGAGACGUGAAGUUCUCAGAUCAUUUUUCACUAGAAGCGAGAGAUCUCGUCGAUAAACUUCUGGUAAGUUCCUUCAACCGUUCCCAAUCUUCGCAUCUAUUUUACUGACGAUAAAAAAAAUUAAAAAAACUAAAUAAAUCAUAUCGAUCGAAGAUAUCUCCCCAGAUGCCAUCCUGACAAUCGUUUCUUGCAGGACACAGAUCCUAGCAAGAGACCCGGUUCUGGCCCUGGUGGCUAUGCUGCCCUCAAACUGCAUCCCUUUUUUAGAGGAAUUAAUUGGAAUAAUCUGAGAGAAUCUACGGCCCCGGAGCUUGCUCUCGAUUUGAAUGUAUAAUUUUAAUACUUCCAUCAAAAAUUUAUCUAGAACCCAUUCCCAUACUUCAUUUCUGACAAAGAGAUUUGUGGCUCCAGGUCGAUGGGGAGGAUGAUCUUCAAGAUGCAUCGUGGAACUUAACCCAUGUUGAAGAUGUUCCCAUGGGCCCACAUGGAGCACAGGAUGGGAGCAGCGGCGCCACAUCCUCUGAGACUCAUCCGCACAUUUCGGCGCUUGCUUCCAUCGAUUCCUUUGACUCUAAAUGGUAUUUUCGUAGAAUAUUUCAUUCCCUUUUUAGAAAAAUAUUUCAGAAAUCUUCAUUUUCUCCCCUUUUGGUUGACUUUCUUCAGGCAAGAGUUUCUUGAGCCCGGGGAGUCCGUGGUGAUGAUCUCCAAGGUGAAGAGACUGCAGAAGCUGACAAAGAAGAAGGUUCAGCUGAUCCUCACCAACAGGCCCAAGCUGAUCUGCGUCGAUCCUUCGAAGCUGAUGGUCAAAGCGAGCGUGAUCUGGUCUGACAACCCAAAAGACCUCAGCAUCCAGGUCACAAACUCUUCCCAUUUUAAGAUCUCCACUGUAAGUCCCAAGAUCCCCACGCCAGAAAAAGCCUCUGAAUCAGUGCAGCUUAAGAUCUCAGACAUUUCCUGAAAUGCUUCCAGCCGAAGAAGGUGAUGUCCUUCGAGGAUGCCAAGCAGAGGGCGUGGCAGUGGAAGAAGGCCAUUGAGGGUUUCCAGGCCCAGUGA
Molecule: messenger RNA, 5843 nt
Organism: Spirodela intermedia
Lineage: Eukaryota; Viridiplantae; Streptophyta; Magnoliopsida; Alismatales; Araceae
Source: the annotation of a GenBank genome assembly